UAGGGGGAGGCAGCUCUGAGCCCCAGCUGGUCGGACUGGUUCUGAGCAGGAAGUCGCCCUCCCUCGCCCGGGGCAGCCAACCAGCCCCAGCUCGGUCCCCAGCGUCUGUCUGCACCGUCCCGGCUGGGAACCUCCCGACACGGGAGCCAAGAGCCCAAGACAGCUCCUCCGGUCCGAAGGAGCCCAGCGCUGCUCUGCGUAGGGAGUCCACUCCGCAGGAAGCGUGAGCUGGGCGCCGGACUCCUUGUGCCAGAGAGAGGGGGUGUUUGAGAGUGCUGGGGGGGGGGCAGAUAAGGGACCAUGUGAUUCACCUGGGCACUGGGCUGGUGCAAGGAGGAGGGACCCAGGGGCAGGUGAGGGGAGGCACAGAGUGGAUACCUGUAGGAGGUGGUUGGAGCCAAAUAGGAGGAAGAGGAGGAGGAGAGUGCUGCUGCUGGGACGAAGCUCCCCAACUCCCCAGAGACAAUGUCUGUUAAGAGGAAGAACUGGUCAGCACUGUCAAGCUUGGCAAGGCAAAGGACAUUGGAGGAUGAGGAAGAACAGGAGCGAGAACGGCGGCGGCGGCACCGAAACCUGAGUUCAACCUCGAGUGAAGAAGCCCCCAAGGUCACCCACAAUGGAGACCAGCCAGCAGUGGAGAGGCUCCCAAGCCUGGGGGAAGCUGAGGCUCCCAAGCGUCAUUCCUUCAUCAAAGAUGAAGAGGAUGAGAAUUUCCAAGAAGUUCUAAGAACGAGGCAGGAACGACGGCUCCGGCGGCAGGCCCUGGAAGCUUCCCAGUCCUCCGUCAAGGAGCACUUAGAGGCAGAGAAGAAAGAAGAUAGCCCAAGCACGGAGUUGGCCACACAGGAGCCCCCAGCGCCCCGGAAGGACAUCGUUCCUCCACCCAGACGAAGAUUGAGCCAGAAGCAGAGGGGACCUUGGGCCAGAGAUGAGAAGGGUUUAGAGGGAGGAGAGACAAAGGAGGUGAAGACAUUGGACCAAAGGACGGUAUCAGACCCAGAAAAAACACCAACCCAGGACCAGAACAGCUCCAGGAGAGAAAAAGAGGUUCAGAGAAGACACCAGGCCAUGACCAGAUAG
Messenger RNA from Dromiciops gliroides (monito del monte), 1080 nucleotides. RefSeq names its product ladinin-1-like. The record is from RefSeq and is a predicted model, not a curated record. Gene Ontology annotation, molecular function: structural molecule activity. The transcript is spliced from 3 exons. Bases 466 to 1080 code for a protein of 204 amino acids. NCBI's taxonomy places the organism in Eukaryota, Metazoa, Chordata, Mammalia, Microbiotheria, Microbiotheriidae.